Xiphias gladius (swordfish) is the source of this 2048-nucleotide messenger RNA. Its product is annotated as B-cell receptor CD22-like. NCBI's taxonomy places the organism in Eukaryota, Metazoa, Chordata, Actinopteri, Istiophoriformes, Xiphiidae. The transcript has 7 exons. The record is from RefSeq and is a predicted model, not a curated record. Bases 140 to 1201 code for a protein of 353 amino acids.
AUCAUAGGGAGCAUCGUGCUCAUGUGUCAGGGCGUUUUUCUUCUCUUUUCUUUUCUUUUUGUUUGGCUCGUCUAAACUUUUACAUUUACAGAAGUGUGGAACUCAAAUCAAAUCCCAAGAUUUUGUGUUUUGCGUUGGUAUGAAGAAGAUGAUCACAAUGCUGGUGCUUCUGAUCAUGAAGGAAGGAACUGAGAGCUCUGGUUGGUCAGUGACUUUUGAAAACCUAAAUCCAUGUGCUUUAAAGGGAUCGUCGGUGGAGUUCAGGUGCUCAUACAACUACAGAGACGGGGAAACUGUUAAAAAUACUUCAUGGUACAAAGGGGACUUAAAAGAUGGCAUCUGGAAACGUGUUGACCUUUCAGAUCUCCCUUCAUAUGAAAAUCGUUCUGAAUAUGUCGGUGACCAGCAACACGACUGUAGCCUUGUGAUUCAUGACCUGCUGUAUAGUGACAGUGGAUAUUACUACUUCAGGUUUGAUACGAAAACGUAUGGAUGGCGUAGUAGAAAAUCAGUGUAUCUGUCUGUCACAGAGCUGAAUGCCAGUGUGUCCCCAAAGAGAGUGAGAGCAGGAGACAAUGUGACUCUUGAAUGUAGAACAUCCUGCCAUCUCUCCAGCACAGUCUGGUUCAGAGAUGGUCACCCAGUAGCCAAACCAGAGUUCCGGGCUCGGGUAGAGGAUUCGGGACAUUAUUUAUGUGCUCUCCAAGGACAGGAGUCAGAGCAAUCUGACCCUGUGGCUCUGGACGUUCAGUAUCCUCCAUUGAAUGUGUCCAUUGAAGUGAGUCAUCCUGGCCCUCUGGCUGAGGGCAGCAGUGUGAAUCUGACCUGCAGCAGUGUGGCUAACCCUGCAGCAGACUCCUACACCUGGUACAUGAGUAAUGUUUCCAGCUCCGGCUCCAGCUCUAUGCUCCAGGUGGGCUCAGGACAGGUGUUGUCUCUGCCCUCUGUGGAGGCGUCUCACGCUGGACUCUACCUCUGCCAAGCCAGGAACAGUGUGGGGGAAAACAACUCCACUGAGUGGCUGAUGACAUUGUAUCAGACAGACAAUAGCCGUUUCAUCCUCCUUGUUAGUACUGGAGUCAAAGUUGUUAUUGUGCUGUUGCUUCCACUGGUUAUUAUCUGGGUUUGGAGGAAGAGACCUAACUCUGCUGUGGAUGAAAAGGAGCACAGCCAUGAUUAUGAAAACAUCCGCAGGGGCUAAAUCGGUAAAAAAACAAAACAGGGUUACACAGAAGGAAAUGUCUGUUUAAAGAAACUACUUAGGCAUGAUGAGAUCUGGUUACACUAGAUACGUCCCUCGGCAUUCUGGCACUAGAAUGUCUGUGGGUGAGUUGAGCAGCAAGUUUGCCGGCUUGAAAAAUGCAGCUACAUCUCUCACUUUGUCUGUCACACCAACCCUGAUGUGCGAAUAGCCUCUGUUGCCGGGACUCUUGCAGCGGUAAUAGUAAUAACAACUGUAUUAUUAUUAUCAGUCACAGUUGUCCUGGGUGAAUAUGCUUUAUUAAUUUAUUAUGACAAUGUUUUAUGCCAGUAUUUUACAUUCAUAGUCCUAAUUUGUUCAAAAAUAUUAAUUCCAUUUUGAACAGUGUUUCUGGCCUGAAAAUUGAGUUUUCUGAACAUACUUCAGUGGUGUGAAUGGUUCACUACUGCUACAGCAGACUGUAGCCAUAACCAACCCACGAUGUGCUGCCCCCUUGCACACGUACGUUAUGUUGUGGUACACUUAUAAAUGCCUUGUUACUUUCAGUCUAAUACAUUAUAGGUAUUAUUUACAUAAUUAGCGUCAGUCUUAGCCAUUAAUUAGGCUGGGGUUGGGGCUGGUUAAGGUUUAAUUUUUUUUGAUUUGUACAUUUUAGAUUUUUGUUUCACACAGUAAACUGAUCAAUAUAUGCCUCACUCAGAUAGACAUGGAAGAUUCUCAUGAUGGUAAUAAUCAGUGAUCGCUAUUCACUAAUCUUAUUUUGUAUCUCCUGAUGAAAGCUACUGAUGCCUGCAAACACAUUUCACACCUUCUGCAUAAGAACUUGCAUUUCAAAAUUGAAUGUAAA